This is a messenger RNA of Priapulus caudatus, 3070 nucleotides long. Its product is annotated as ADP-ribosylation factor-like protein 4C. Gene Ontology annotation, molecular function: GTPase activity; GTP binding. Lineage: Eukaryota; Metazoa; Priapulida; Priapulimorpha; Priapulimorphida; Priapulidae. The coding region runs from base 2107 to 2709 and encodes 200 amino acids. The transcript has a single exon. Gene Ontology annotation, cellular component: cytoplasm. The record is from RefSeq and is a predicted model, not a curated record. Gene Ontology annotation, biological process: intracellular protein transport; vesicle-mediated transport.
CUGCUCGUGUUCAUUGGGAUAUGGGGACUAACGCCUACAGUUGUGCUCUACUCAGCAACAGCCGCAGCAGCAAGUUGUCGCUCGGAGUGUGUGGAUGAGAGAGCGAAGACGGUAACUACAAGCAAACCGUAGACCCGAGCGUGCAGUGUGCACCCGGGUAUUUACUAUAUACGGGGAUCUGUGCGACAUCGCAGAUUUGUGAGCGACUUCUCGAAUUUCUGUGGAAAUUCACGGAUUCCUGCGUGAUCAGAACUCCGUGUAACGCUGUCGCUAGCCGCGAUCGCGUGCCGCUAAUAAGAUUCUGCGUGAGACAGACAGAGAGAGAGAGAGAUAGUGAGGAAAGGAGAAAGACCACUGAGCUGCAUAUGGUUGUUUGUUCAUCGCAGAUCACGUAGAAGCGUCAUCAACGCACGAGGACAUCGGCGCGUCUGCUACCUGUGCUGGUGACACGCGGCAGACUGACGACACACUAUUCCAGCGUACUGAACCGUACAACAACCCAAUUUGUAACACGUGAAAACGUCGGUGCUUACAAUGAAAACUACCGGCGAACGCACCUGUGUCUGAUACCUGUGGGCGCUAAACAACCUGAUCGUAUUCAUCGAUAGGGACAGCGACAGCAGCCAAGAGAGAGAGAGAGAGAGGGAGACCAGAGAGUCGGUAACGACAGCAACGAGACACCAUUGAUUCCAGGUUGCCAAUGAGCAGCGGGCGAUGCAGGUGAGCUUGCAUCGCAGACGCUUUUAUCGAGCGCUUGUUUCGACGUGUCACGCCUGACGACGUCCCGAAAUAACAAGGAAGCAGCAACGUCUACCAGCGUAUAUAGGAUAUCUGUCUGCACAUCUUGUUCCCACGCUGUCGCGCUGCUGCGAUAUAUCUGCUGCGAGCUAGCUGCAACGACGGAAGACACUAACCCGGUUACGUUCACCCCUCGAUUUACAUAAGUGACAACCAAGUGCUGCAAACGCGAAAAGAAUUGCUGGCGCGGCUUAAGAAAGAGCGGCGUGUUGCGCUCGCUAUACGUGAGUGUGUGAGGAGCAUCUGAGCGUCGAGAGCCUCAACUACUAUAACGCAUGCUGAGAAGUUCGGACUCUCUGAGACAAUAGGGUCGGUGUGGGCCAGCGCGGGGCAGGUUGAUUGCUAGGCGAAAUCUGGGACCCCGGCCCCGCGCGGGGUGCAGCGGAGCGCACCUGUAAUAUAAUACCUGCAGACAAAGCAGCAAUCAGCGAGCUGCGCAAAGUGAUUAAUAUAUCGCGGAGCGGUUUUUCCGGAUCGCAGUGAUUUCUGUCAUGAACGUGGCGAGGGUAUGCGACGCCGUGGUUUGAUGCUGCGCGAUGCUAGGGAGGCGAGGCGGCGAGCUGUAGGUGGCUGAGUGUUGAUCUACGCGCAAACAACGCGCACAAAGCCGCUAUUGUCGAUAACACUGUCGCAACGUUUACCAGUGCUGCUAUCGGUUCUCACGCAGGGGCACUACCACGCAAACAUCGUUUACUCAGAACAGAGAGAGAGAGAUAGAGAGCCUACAGGUGAUUGAUUUGACUGAUUAGCGGUCACCACUGUGCGCUGAUUUAUUGCCCGACGUGUCGCAGGACGGAACCUGGCGGAUUUACAACUGUUCGCUGUUCCAGGUGUGUGCAUUGGUCGAACGACGCCUUGUUUUCCGCGCGGAUCCACUUCUGCGCUAUACCUCCUGCCGCGACGCUCGUUUCUCCCCCGAGGGUCUCCUUCUUGUCUCGUCUUCUCUCCGCAAUUCUACUGUACUCUUACUUCCUCGAGUGUGCGCCGGGCGAAAGCGACUACGCCUCGGUCACGCAUUCUCGCGCGCGAACUGGGUCGUGCGUGUGCCGAGAGCGAGACGAAAGUACAGCGAGAACACGAAGACAGACGUCGGCUCGAGGUUCCCACGACCGCGUCGCCGCAGUGCGCGUGUGCUCGCAAUAGCCGGAGCGAUGGCUCUGCCCCUGAUCUGCGUUAAGCCGCCAUUACUUCGCGCGAUAGCCAUCCGUGCAUUGUUGUGAAGCGUACAUAGCGGUGAUUCUGCUGGGGCGGAUUAGUGCGAGAGAUCGAUAUCACGGUGGGAAGAAAAAGAAGAAAAAGAAGACAAAGAUGGGGCAGGGCGGCUCGAUCUUUGACGGUAUCGGUGGCUCCGCCAUGCAGCUACACGUUGCCAUGCUAGGCCUCGACGCGGCCGGGAAGACAACCGUACUGUACCGACUCAAGUUCGACCAGUACAUCAACACGGUUCCGACGAUCGGGUUCAACUGCGAGCGGAUCCGCAUGACGACGGGUAAGGCGAAGGGCACUAGUUUCACGAUCUGGGACGUCGGCGGGCAGGACAAGCUGCGUCCGCUGUGGCAGGCGUACACGCGCUGCACGGACGGAAUCGUGUUCGUCGUCGAUAGUUGCGACGUCGAGCGCUUCGAGGAGGUGAAGAUGGAACUGCACAAGACGGCGCGCUUCCCGGAAAACAGCGGCGUGCCAAUCCUCGUGCUCGCCAACAAGCAGGAUCUGCCCGAGGCGCGCGAGACGAGCGAGAUUGAGAAACUGCUGGCGCUGCACGAGCUGUCGCCGAACCACCUCUACCACGUGCAGCCGACGUGCGCGAUCAUCGGCGACGGACUCGACGAGGCGUUAGAGGUUCUGUACGAGAUGAUCGUCAAGCGACGCAAGCUGGCGAAGAGCGGCAAAGGCAAGCCGAGGAAGUCCUGACGGCGUGCGGCGACCGGCGUGCAAACACUCUGAUGGCGAUGAACGAUCGUCGCGCCCUGCUGCGACAGCGGCAGGUGUCGGCGCGUGCGGGUGGUUUCACUUUACGCAUGGCGGCUUCAAACUGGCCGUGGUGUCGCCAUGGCUAGUGGAGUGAAUCAGUCGUGCAGGUAGUUCUAUUUUACUCGUAACGUCUUCAGACUUACUGUGGUCUGGCAAAUGGAGUGAAGCUAUAUUUAUAUAUGUGUAGUCGUGCAGGAGUGAGAGAGAGUCGAUGUGAACACUCAGUCGUUGUAAUACCUAUUGUUCUUUGCAUUGUGUGUGUGUGUGUGUGUGUGUGUGUGUGUGUGUGUGUGUGUGUGUG